CACAAACAAGAUGGCGGCGCCAGGCGGAGAGAAGGAGGAUGUUCGCGGGAAAACGAGCCCUGAGCCCGGGAAACUGGAGUUCUCUCUGGACGUCCCCUUCCCGACGGCUGGAGAAGCCGAGGUCGCUCUCCGCUCGCUGUCCCCGGACCGCGAGCCGAGGAAAGGCGGGAUCAGUAAACGCCUCUCGCUGUCCGGCAGCACGUUGUCUGUGAGGUGGAGCGCUGACGAAGCCCGAGUUCUCCGAGUGUCUGUGAACUCGUUUCUGGAUCAUCUGUCACUCGUCGUGGAGACCAUGCAGAUGUUCGGCCCCCCCGUUUCCCAGUGAAGCUUCUGGACUGAUUCACGACUCCCGAGUCUUGGAUCUUGGACUUUCCCACAGGACUCGGGUGCGACACCUGGAACAGCUUCAAUCUGGAGCUUCAUAAAAGACGUCUGAGGAACUGGCAGCUUCAGAUCUGACUUCUGGUUUAAAAUGAAAGAUCUGAAUGUUUCCUUGUGGUCGGACCUCAGAGGCCGGGGGUGGGGACUGGGGCGGAGUUUCUUUUGUAAAGAUCAGCUCCAGAUAAUUUUUGUAAUUUGUUUCUGCAAGAAAACAUUUGAUAAAAAGUGUUGAAAUUGCAUAACAGGCUCCUGUCAUUUAAAAAUCCAGAGUUUAAAUAUCUGUGAUUGAUUAUUUCAAAAGUUGCUCACAAG
Limanda limanda (common dab) is the source of this 693-nucleotide messenger RNA. Its product is annotated as EKC/KEOPS complex subunit Lage3. The transcript is spliced from 3 exons. Gene Ontology annotation, cellular component: EKC/KEOPS complex. Bases 11 to 325 code for a protein of 104 amino acids. NCBI's taxonomy places the organism in Eukaryota, Metazoa, Chordata, Actinopteri, Pleuronectiformes, Pleuronectidae. The record is from RefSeq and is a predicted model, not a curated record.